AUGGCUACAGGCCCCUCGCCCCUCCCUCCAACAUUCAUUGUCAACUCAAAAUCCAUCUCUCAAUCAGCGGCGCAUGACUUCCUCGCCGCCUACAUCGACCUCGCCGCUACAGACCCCGCAUACCAACCCACGCCGCGUGUGAAGGCCGGCCUGGCGGGCGAGGUCCUAGGACGUGAUUUGGCGCUUGCCAAGCUGGAGGAUGGGGAUGCGCAGCAAGUGGGAGCGAAUGGGGAUUGGGAGGACGCGAAGAAGUUCCAGGAGGGUGAGAAUGGCGACGUAAUGCAGGACGAGAAUGAUGCGCAGGGACAGAUGGAGGUAGACGAUGCGGAACAGGAUGCCGGUGCUCUAGACAAGGAGGAAAGGAAGCGGAAGAAGAAGGAGAGGAGAUUGGCAGAGAAGAGGGCUAAAGCGAAGGCUGAGACCCAAGCCGAAGAGUAA
Molecule: messenger RNA, 438 nt
Organism: Aspergillus bombycis
Lineage: Eukaryota; Fungi; Ascomycota; Eurotiomycetes; Eurotiales; Aspergillaceae
Exons: 2
Coding region: 1-438 (145 amino acids)
Source: RefSeq, a predicted model, not a curated record